GUAUGCCUGAAUAUUUCUGCAUUUCAUGUCGUCUACGUUGCAGGGAAACAGACGACUAGAAACCUUAAAAGAUGUUCUCGACGGCUUCCUCCCCAGUUUGCUCGGCGACUUGGUAGAGCUCGCCAUUGUCACGUUCAGCACAGUCGCGAAGGUCCAGCACCCCUUGAUGGCUGUCAAUCACCAAACGGUAGAAGGCUUUCGAGAUGCUGUGAAGAACAUGUCGGUGGUGUCCCGUACCUGCAUUGGCUGUGGACUUCAGCGCGCUCUGGAGGUGCUGAAUACUUCCAGCGAGACCCCAGAAGGCGCAAUAAUUGUGCUUUUGACCGAUGGCAUGGAGAACGAGUACCCCUCCAUAGACGACGCCUGGCCACAGCUGUUGGCGUCAAAGGUCCAAGUUGUGACUAUGGCGAUGGGUGAUAAUGCCGAAGGUAGGCUUGAGGAACUGGCUGCAGCAACGAAAGGGCAAAGCUACUUCUUUCCCGAUCCCCUUGAAAACGCAGUGACGACCUACAUCGAAGGCGCCAGCAGUCAGGCGUACGAGCGCACAUAUCAUCAGUCGGUCAUGCAACAGAACCAAACACGGCGAAGAGUAGGUAUACGAGUGCUCGACAACUACACAUUCGUGGAUACCCUCCUGGGAAAACAGAAGCCCACGGCUCCAUUUCAAAGAGUCACAGUGGGCACUUACUUCAUGCUCACCAGCAACCUGCAGCAGAAGGACGUUCCUCCUGGUAGAAUCUGGGACUUUAGAGCUGUGAGUGGGUACGUUGAGAUCGACAGGACGCCUAUCGUCUGUCUUACGUGGACUUGGCCUGGCGCACACAUGACACACGGAAAAGCUACGGAAGUGGAGAUCAGAGGUGGCACUGACGAAGACUACCUUCAAUCGCACUUCGAUAGCCAUGAGGUGAUGUCCAAUGUCGUGAAAGGGAACCUUCAAGCCCUCGCCCCCGGUUCGCAGCAUGAAGUCACCAUUGCUCUUCCCCGCAACUGGGCGACGUCGGCCCAAGGCGUCGACUUCAAGCUGGAGGCGUACCUAGGCGCACGUGUUAUUAACGCGGAAGGACUGAAGUCGAAGCUGUCUAAUACUGUUCUUGUACCAUUUGAAAUUUCAAAUUUUACUGCCUAUUCGAUGAGAAGAGCAUCUGCCACCACCACGCGGGCUAGUCGGCAGCCCACGAAUCCUGUACCAGGAAGGACAGCUCCCGAAACGCCUUACGAAGACAAAGACGCAGCAACGACCACAACGCCGGCCAAGGUAGAGUCAGGCAUUGAUGACAAGCCAUCCGUCAUCACUUGGAUUCUGCUGGCACUGGUUGCUGGAUUCGUCGUGGUGUUCGUCGCAAUUAUACUGCUGUACAGGGCGAGGGCGAGCACCACUAUUGAGAAUCAGGGCCCCUCCACAAACACUCAAACAGCGACAACUAUGUGAAGUUCAAAAGUACAGACCGUGUGUGCUUUGUUUUUAAGAGAACAUGAAACUAUGUGAAGCUAGAAUACUGCAUGGUAUCUGUGACCAAAAUAAAGCACUGAGUUC
Molecule: messenger RNA, 1537 nt
Organism: Dermacentor andersoni
Lineage: Eukaryota; Metazoa; Arthropoda; Arachnida; Ixodida; Ixodidae
Source: RefSeq, a predicted model, not a curated record